This is a messenger RNA of Helianthus annuus (common sunflower), 582 nucleotides long. RefSeq lists its product as uncharacterized. The transcript has a single exon. The record is from RefSeq and is a predicted model, not a curated record. Bases 1 to 582 code for a protein of 193 amino acids. Lineage: Eukaryota; Viridiplantae; Streptophyta; Magnoliopsida; Asterales; Asteraceae.
AUGGAUUCGGACGGCACUGCACGCGGUGCCUGGGUCAAACUGGAGAAAAUUUACUUAAGCAACAAGAAAGCUCGUGCGGCGACAUUAGAGACAAAAUUCGUGAACCUUACCCUUGCCGCAUGCUCCUCUUUGGAUGACUAUUGUCAAAAGUUGAAGGAUUUAGCAAAUCAACUUGAAGAUGUUGAUCAACCGAUUUCUGAAUCACGUCUCGUUCUUCAAUUGGUCCGUGGAUUGCCUCAAGAAUUUGAUACUACCGCCUCAUUAAUUAACUCUACCAACGCUGAUUGGGAUGAGGCUCGUUCCAUGCUCACCGAUGAACUUAUCCGCAUAGAGGCAUGCAAACCCAACUCGUCCUCAGUCAUAGUUGCCACUGGCCCUUCUAAUCGGUCUUCACAGCAGCAGCCCUCACACAACAGCCGCAAUCUUGGAGUCAAUAGCAGCAGCCAGCUUGGUCUUCCCAGCAGCAGCAGCCUCCAAACUUUACCCGCAGCCGAGGACGAGGCCGGGGAUCUUGGAACAAAAACAGAGGAGGCCGUGGAGGCCGGGGUUCAGGCCGCAACCAAUCCUACUCACCUUGGCUGA